This is a messenger RNA of Ipomoea nil (Japanese morning glory), 1303 nucleotides long. RefSeq names its product feruloyl CoA ortho-hydroxylase 1-like. Bases 78 to 1154 code for a protein of 358 amino acids. The record is from RefSeq and is a predicted model, not a curated record. The transcript has 2 exons. Lineage: Eukaryota; Viridiplantae; Streptophyta; Magnoliopsida; Solanales; Convolvulaceae.
AGAAUUCACUCACCUCUCAAGUCUCAUCCCAUCCAUCUUAAUACAUAUAUUUAAUUUGCACAUUUUAUUAUUAAACUAUGCCUUCAUCAACACUCUCCACUGUUCUCUCUGACAUCAAUGACUUCGUGGUGAAACAAGGCCAUGGAGUGAAGGGCCUUUCGGAGCUUGGCCUCCAAACUCUCCCCAACCAAUACGUUCACCCACCGGAGGAGAGGUUAUCCAGCAUGGACGUCGUUACCGACGACUCCAUUCCGGUGAUUGACGUCUCAAACUGGGAGGACCCAAAGGUGGCUAAGCUCAUUUGCGAUGCCGCCGAGAAGAGGGGUUUCUUCCAGAUUGUGAACCAUGGGAUUCCCCUUGAGAUGCUGGAGAAGGCUAAGACGGCCACUUACCGGUUCUUUAGGGAGCCGGCGGAGGAGAAGAAGAAGUAUUCCAAGGAGAAUUGUCCGACUAGCCAUGUGAGGUAUAGUACAAGCUUUCUUCCACAGAUAGAGAAGGCUUUGGAGUGGAAAGAUCACCUCAGUAUGUUCUAUGUUUCCGACGAAGAAGCUGCUCAAUAUUGGCCUCCUUCUUGCAGAGAUGGUGCACUGGAGUACCUGAAAAGCUGUGAAAUGGUGAGUAGGAAGCUAUUGGAGGCAUUGAUGCAAGGACUAAACGUGAACGAAAUUGAUGAUGCCAAACAAUCACUUCUAAUGGGUUCACGUAGGAUCAACAUCAAUUACUACCCAAAGUGCCCCAACCCGGAUCUCACCGUCGGCGUCGGCCGUCACUCCGACAUCUCCACCCUCACACUCCUCCUCCAGGACGACAUCGGAGGCCUCUACGUGCGUAAACUGGAGCACGAGGCCUGGUCGCACGUGCCGCCGGUGAAAGGCGCUCUGGUGAUCAACAUCGGCGACGCUCUCCAGAUCAUGAGCAAUGGUCGAUACAAGAGCAUCGAGCAUCGCGUUAUGGCCAAUGAGACCAACGACAGGAUCUCCGUCCCUGUUUUCGUGAACCCGAAGCCUAACGAUAUCGUGGCGCCGCUCCCGGAGGUGCUGGCGAGCGGGGAGAAGGCGGUAUACAAGCCGGUUCUCUACUCCGACUACGCCAAGCAUUUCUACCGGAAAGCUCAUAAUGGGAAAGACACUAUUGCCUUCGCCAGAAUAGAAUAAGGAAUGGAAGUUCAAUAUCAACUAUACUAAUCAUAUGCGAUAAUUACAUAUUUGUUAGCACUACUUAGCAUGCUUCAUUAUUUUAUAUGUUUCCAAUAAGUUCGAUUAUUAUGAAAUUAAUAAAAACUUUCACCCGAUUGUUUAAUGUA